GCGUAAAUAGUAAAUACCGAGUUUUAACCGAAUGUUGGCGUCACCUAGCAAGAAAUCGUUGAACUACAAAAAUGUCUGAAAUAUACCUAUUAUAUUGUAAGUGGCAUCACCUUGUCCUCUGUAGUUCUCUAUUAUGCCUAUAUCAUGUAUUCGUUCAUCCAGUCGAUCUUAUUGGAUGCCAUUAAAUUAUUGUAUACUGAUUCAUCGAAAUGUAAAUAUUGUCGAUAUGCACAAACCGAUUAAACCGAUAUUUCUUUAUCAUAAAACGCGCCACUAGAGGUCUCUGACGACGGCCGAACGACGAUGACUGUUGUUUUCCAAGUGUGUGGGRAAGUAGUGGGAAUAACGGCGGUCAGCGAUCAUCCGAUCAUCCAAAUACCUACAGUCAAAACUCAAACAACGGCAAUAACAAUAACAACAACAGCGGACCACUCAGACGGUCUCCAAGUGAUGUGUAUUUGCAACACGGCUGCGAGAAUCGUCGUUUUUUGAAUUGUCCAUUUUUUAUUCUGUUUCUGCAUCCACCGCCAUGCCUGCACACGCGUCCGGAAAGCUCAUCGUUGUGUCCAACAGGCUUCCAUUCAUUCUCAAAAAAAACGAACAGACGCUAAAAUUGGAAAGAAAAGCCAGUGCUGGUGGAUUAGUCACUGCUGUGGCACCUGUUGUAGUUCAAGGAAAUGGACUAUGGAUUGGAUGGGCUGGUAUUCACUUAGAAGAAGGUGAAAAAAUACCAGAAUCAGAUCCCAAUGAUACAACACCUACUGCUGGAUUGCGUUCYGAUAAAGUUAUACAUGUUGAUUUUGAUCCUCAAACAUUUGAUAGUUACUAUAAUGGUUGCUGUAAUGGAACAUUUUGGCCUUUAUUUCAUUCAAUGCCUGACAGAGCACAAUUUUCUGGUGAUUCUUGGAAAUCAUAUUGUGCAGUCAAUAAAGAAUUUGCAUCAAAAACAAUAGGUGCUUUGGAAAAUUUAUCAAGAGUAGAAACAGAUUCUGGAACACCUCUAGUUUGGUUGCACGAUUAUCAUCUUAUGUUAGCAGCAAACAAUAUUCGAAAUGUGGCAGAUGAGAAAAAUUUGAAAUUUAAAUUAGGAUUUUUCCUUCAUAUACCAUUUCCUUCAUGGGAUAUUUUUAGGUUAUUUCCUUGGGCUGAUGAAAUUCUUCAAGGAAUGUUAGGUUGUGAUAUGGUUGGUUUUCAUAUUGAAGACUAUUGUUUAAAUUUUGUGGAUUGCUGUCAGCGAAGAUUAGGUUGUCGAGUAGAUCGGAAAAAUUUACUUGUUGAACAUGGUGGUCGCACAGUACGUAUUCGUCCAUUGCCAAUUGGUAUACCAUUUGAUCGAUUUGUGGAAAUGGCAAAGCAAGCACCUGCAGUAAUAAGUACAUCGUUACACUUAGUACUUGGUGUUGAUCGAUUGGAUUACACUAAGGGAUUAGUACAUAGACUAAAAGCUUUUGAAAUUCUAUUGGAACGAUAUCCACAACAUAAGGGUAAAGUAGCACUUAUGCAAAUUGCUGUUCCAUCACGUACAGAUGUUAARGAAUACCAGGACCUCAAAGAGGAAAUGGACCAACUUGUUGGACGAAUAAAUGGUCGUUUCUCAACUCCUAAUUGGUCACCAAUCAAAUAUAUUUAUGGUUAUGUUAGUCAAAAUGAUUUAGCAGCAUUCUAUCGUGACUCAGCUGUAGCGAUGGUUACACCGCUUCGUGAUGGCAUGAAUUUAGUAGCYAAAGAGUAUGUUGCUUGUCAAAUUAAAGAAUCUCCUGGUGUUCUUAUUGUAUCACCAUUUGCUGGUUCUGGCGAGAUGAUGAAUGAAGCUUUAAUUUGUAAUCCAUACGAAUUAGUUGAAGCAGCGGAUAUUAUGCACAGAGCAUUGACUAUGCCCGAAGAUGAAAAAAUUUUAAGAAUGAGGUGUUUGAGACGUAGAGAAAAAGAACAUGAUGUUGAUUUUUGGAUGCGAUCUUUUCUCAAAGCAAUGGGAACUCUAAUACUUGAAGACGGAGAUGAUGUUUUGCCAACUACCAUGCAACCAGUCACUUUGCAGGACUUUGAUGAUUAUUUGUCUAAAUAUAUUGGUAACUCAAACAAACUUGCAUUACUAUUAGAUUAUGAUGGUACAUUAGCUCCAUUAGCUCCUCACCCAGACCUCGCUAUAUUACCUUUAGAAACUAAAGGUGUAUUAGAAAGAUUGGCCAAUAUGUCUGAUGUAUACAUAGCUAUUAUUUCUGGYAGAAAUGUUCACAAUGUUAAAGACAUGGUUGGUAUUGAGGGUUUGACUUAUGCUGGUAAUCAUGGACUGGAAAUUCUUCACCCAGAUGGAAGUAGGUUUGUGCAUCCAAUGCCUAAACAAUAUGUAGAAAAAGUUGGUGAUCUGUUGGAAGUGCUUCAAAAACAAGUUUGUAAAGAUGGUGCAUGGGUAGAAGAUAAGGGUACUUUAUUGACAUUUCAUUACCGUGAUGUACCGUCUAAUAAUCGACCAGAGCUUGUAUCCACAGCACAGCGUCUUAUUGAAGAAGCUGGCUUUAAAGCAGGCCAGGCUCAUUGUGCCAUAGAAGCCAAACCUCCAGUACARUGGAAUAAGGGACGCGCAUCUUUGUACAUUUUACGRACAGCUUUUGGUUUGAAUUGGAGUGAACGCACRCGCAUUAUUUAUGCAGGAGAUGAUGUAACUGAUGAAGAUGCAAUGCAGGCAUUAAAAGGUAUGGCAGCAACUUUUAGAGUAGCCCAGUCUAAAAUAGUUAAAACUUCUGCUGAACGUCGUUUGCCAAGUACAGAUUCUGUGUUAACAAUGUUGAAGUGGAUUGAAAGACAUUUUGGUAAACGGCUACCUCGUGAAGAUAGUGUUGGUAAUUUAAGCAAUAGUCUACAAAUGUCAUUAAGGGAAAUUGAAAUGGAGCUCAGUAUGCCAGAAGAAAAGUCUCCACAAUAAUACAUAUUGCUCACAAAUAUUGUAUCUUUAAACCUUGAAGUUUUUUUUUAUAAUAUGCAGCAAAAUGUCCUAGUAAAAAAUCAUUUGAUUUUAGAUCCUAAUAUUAAUUUAACUUAAGUGUUUURUAUCUUUGUACAAGACUAAAUACAUAAGAUUCAUGUUCAAUGAAUACAGAAAGAUUUUACAUUUUAAAAUCAACAAUAAAUGAAAAGUUAUAUAGUUAUUAUA
Molecule: messenger RNA, 3151 nt
Organism: Diuraphis noxia (Russian wheat aphid)
Lineage: Eukaryota; Metazoa; Arthropoda; Insecta; Hemiptera; Aphididae
Biological process (GO): trehalose biosynthetic process
Cellular component (GO): cytosol
Molecular function (GO): alpha,alpha-trehalose-phosphate synthase (UDP-forming) activity; trehalose-phosphatase activity
Source: RefSeq, a predicted model, not a curated record